AUGGACAAAUCUAAAGAAAACUGCAUUUCAGGGAUGGUUAAGGCUGCAGUUCCUCCCGGCGACGGUCCGAAGCGCGUCCCGGUGCCUCCGCAGUUCCCGCCGCAGCCGCCCUCGUCGGCGCACAGUGGCCAGGCGCAGCGCGUCUUGUGCCCUUCCAAUUCCUCCCAGCGAGUCCCUCCGCAAGCACAAAAGCUGCUCUCCAGCCAUAAGCCGGGUCAGAAUCUGAAGCAGAAGCAGCUGCAGGGCACCAGCGUCCCUCGCCCUGUCUCCAGGCCGCUGAGUAAUCCGCAAAAGAGUGAGCAGCCCCCGCCGGCCGCCCCUGGAAAUAAUUCUGGAAAGGAACUGGCAUCAAAACAGAAAAACGAAGAAUCAAAAAAGAGGCAAUGGGCUUUAGAAGAUUUUGAAAUUGGCCGCCCACUGGGUAAAGGGAAGUUUGGAAAUGUUUAUUUGGCAAGAGAAAAGCAAAGCAAGUUCAUCCUGGCUCUGAAAGUCUUAUUCAAAGCUCAGCUGGAGAAGGCAGGGGUUGAGCAUCAGCUGAGAAGAGAAGUAGAAAUACAGUCCCACCUCAGGCACCCGAAUAUUCUCCGGCUGUACGGGUAUUUCCAUGACGCCACCAGGGUCUACCUGAUUCUGGAAUAUGCCCCCCUCGGAGCCGUCUACAGGGAACUCCAGAAACUGUCCAGGUUCGACGAGCAGAGAACAGCCACUUACAUCACAGAACUGGCAGAUGCCCUGUCUUACUGCCAUUCAAAGAGAGUUAUUCAUAGAGACAUUAAGCCAGAGAAUCUGCUCCUUGGAUCAGCUGGAGAGCUUAAGAUUGCAGAUUUCGGGUGGUCUGUACAUGCCCCAUCGUCCAGGAGAACCACCCUGUGCGGCACCCUGGACUACCUGCCUCCUGAGAUGAUCGAAGGCCGGAUGCACGACGAGAAGGUGGACCUCUGGAGCCUGGGAGUUCUUUGCUAUGAAUUUUUAGUCGGGAAGCCUCCUUUUGAGGCAAGCACAUACCAAGAGACCUACAAGAGGAUAUCACGGGUUGAAUUCACAUUCCCUGACUUUGUACCAGAAGGAGCCAGGGACCUCAUUUCAAGACUGUUGAUGCACAACCCUAGCCAAAGGCUGGCCCUGGGAGAAGUCCUUGAGCACCCCUGGGUCACCGCGAACUCCUCCAAACCAGCGAGCGGCCGGAAAAGCCCAGAGCCCGCGGGCAAGCAGUCGUAA
Molecule: messenger RNA, 1218 nt
Organism: Pteronotus mesoamericanus
Lineage: Eukaryota; Metazoa; Chordata; Mammalia; Chiroptera; Mormoopidae
Gene: AURKA
Product: aurora kinase A
Exons: 8
Coding region: 1-1218 (405 amino acids)
Biological process (GO): protein phosphorylation; mitotic spindle organization; regulation of cytokinesis
Cellular component (GO): spindle midzone; kinetochore; spindle pole centrosome
Molecular function (GO): ATP binding; protein kinase activity
Source: RefSeq, a predicted model, not a curated record